Messenger RNA from Chelmon rostratus (copperband butterflyfish), 2967 nucleotides. RefSeq names its product POC1 centriolar protein A (gene poc1a). Gene Ontology annotation, biological process: cilium assembly. The transcript is spliced from 11 exons. Gene Ontology annotation, cellular component: ciliary basal body; centriole. NCBI's taxonomy places the organism in Eukaryota, Metazoa, Chordata, Actinopteri, Chaetodontiformes, Chaetodontidae. The coding region runs from base 122 to 1531 and encodes 469 amino acids. Gene Ontology annotation, molecular function: protein binding. The record is from RefSeq and is a predicted model, not a curated record.
CUAACAGUACAGUAUCGUUUGUCUCAUUUACUGUGAUUAAGAAGUAGAGUGGCCAACAGGAACAGCUGUAACGGCCAGAGCAGUUUCUGUCACCGGCUGUGUGUCUCCGAUAUCAGGAAAGAUGACUUCUGCACUGUCUGAUCCAACUCUGGAGAGACAUUUCAAGGGUCACAGGGACACUGUGACAAGUGUGGACUUCAGCUGCAACAUGAAACAGAUUGCCACAGGCUCAAUGGACUCAUGUGUGAUGAUCUGGAACAUGAAACCUCAGAUGCGAGCAUAUCGUUUUGAUGGACACAAAGAUGCUGUCAUUUCAGUUCAGUUUUCUCCCUCUGGCCACCUGGUAGCCUCUGCCUCCAGAGACAAGACUGUACGCCUGUGGGUGCCCAGCAUGAAGGCUGAGUCAACAGCAUUCAAGGCUCACACUGCCACCGUGCGCAGCGUUAACUUUUCAGGUGAUGGGCAGACCCUUGUCACAGCCUCAGACGACAAGACCAUCAAAGUGUGGACUGUCCACAGGCAAAAGUUUCUCUUCUCUCUCAACCAACACAUCAACUGGGUCCGCUGUGCCAAAUUCUCUCCAGAUGAUCGUUUGAUUGUGUCGUCCAGUGAUGAUAAGACUAUAAAGCUGUGGGACAAGAACAGCAGAGAGUGUAUUCAUUCUUUCUAUGAACAUGCUGGCUAUGCAAACCAUGUGGACUUCCAUCCGAGUGGAACAUGCAUCGCUGCGGCUAGUACUGACAACUCUGUCAAGGUGUGGGACAUCAGAUCCCAUAAGAUGCUACAGCACUACCAAGUCCACAGUGGUGUGGUGAACAGCUUGUCUUUCCACCCAGCUGGUAAUUUCCUCAUCACUGCAUCCAGCGAUUCCACAAUGAAGAUACUGGACCUUGUAGAGGGCAAACUACUCUAUACACUGCACGGACAUCAGGGUCCAGUGACUUGUGUGGCCUUCUCCAAGACAGGAGAGUACUUUGCCUGUGGAGGUUCUGAUGAACAGGUAAUGGUGUGGAAGAGCAACUUUGACUGUGCUGAAUGCAGUGAUGGCGUCAGGCUGCAGCAUAAAUCUACUCCCAGCUUGCAGCCACCACCAGCCAGCUCCACGGCUCACCCCCCCUUUAACUCACAUCCAUCUGUGCUCCGCAGCCAGGCUUCUGAACCAGAACAUUUUAACGGACAGGACUCCCACACUGCUGCCCACACUCAGAGCGGCAGUCGCAGCGGCAGCCACAGCAGAGCGACUCAUUCCCACACCUACAGAAACCCCAGCACCACCUCCUCCUCCACCCACCAGGCGCAGACCCAGGGCCCACCACUGCAUUCACCCCAGGUUCAAGCACAGUCCUCCGAUGGAGGCGUACCCCCCGGUCUAGCCAGCACUCUGGAACACAUAAUAGGUCAACUGGAUAUUCUCACUCAGACGGUUUCGAUCUUGGAGCAGCGGCUGACGCUGACGGAGGACAAGCUCAAAGAGUGUUUGGAGAACCAGAUGGAGAUCGGUCUACGUCUCCAGGGACAAGAGGAGGACUAAAGAUGGCGGCGUCAGAGAAAGGUUGAGCUGCGGUGUGAGGGAAAUGGGGUCACAUCGACACUAUUAGCAGAAACACACAUAGAGUGCCCUCUCGCUGUUGUUGGAUCCCACUUAAAAAGUGCGAGCUUACACACAGUGACCCGCUCACACGUUUAGCGAGGAGUUGACCUGGACCGCUUUCCCUGCUGGACUUUAAAAGCACGCUGAGCCUCACUGCCGAUGUGCUGUGUCUGCCUAUUUUACAAAGAGAUAUCAGAAGUGAAGGAGUUGAAUAUUAGAGAAGUUGCUCCUCUACAACAGUGCUGAGAGCGCAGUCCCUUUUAUGCUGACGAAGGACCUGCUACUAGUCACUGUGUGUGUGUGUGUGUGCGUGUGUGUGCGCGCGUGCGAGCACAAUGCCUGCAAAAGUGUCGACACGUGCAAGAGACUUUCAUACUUGUCUGUGCACCGCUCAUGGAUGUUUUAACUCUACUCAAUGUUUGUGCAAAAUGGAGUCCAUUAAAAUGCUCUUUUUCGUUGAAUAACAGCCAAAAAGCACAGAAGGCACCGUGACUGUUUUUACAGGCAAACUGGAGAAAGCUAUUCAAUGAAAAAGUCAUGAGUCACUGCUCAGAGAGUGACAACCACAUUAUUAGUGGACAACAAGGAAUUGAUCCUCAUCAUGAUAUUGUUUGUGUAGCUAAAGCUAAAGCUAAAUACUGAUAUAUGUGUGCGCCAUUGCUCAAAUACUGUUAAAAACACACCAAUGAGCCACACCGUUGCUCUGAGGUAAAUACUACCACAGAUUGAUACGCUGGAUUGGUGUUUGCACCAAUUCUGGCCUUAUUAAGCGGCUGGGGUAUCAGCUGUGACGACUGAUCACAAUAAGUGCAGUUUCUUUGUCGGCAUGGUUAUAAGGAUUACGUGUUUCCACCAUCAGUUACGUUCAUUCAGUCAUGGCAACCUCCCAGCUCAGGUUGUUGGUACCACAGCAAUCCCUGGCCUCAUGUUACCGUAACAUGAAAACGAUUUGAACGAGUCCCGCGCAGUGACUUGUCCGGAUUUAAAAUGAUAAAAAUGAGAGUGCUGGUAUUGGAUCUGCACUCUGUACCAGCUUGAGGAAAGUAGGAUUGCUGCAUCCUUAAAUACUCACUUGUGCUGCGAAUGAGUAUUAAUUCUGAUAGCAGCCUUCAUCAAAUGCAGUAGUUUCUUCGGUUUAAGAAGUCUUUGCUGCUAUUCCUGUUUUAUAUUUGAGUCUCAUUUUUAAAGAUUUACACUUGGAACAAAUGGGCUUAAGGCUGAGAGCUACAGUCAGGGUGGGGAAGUCAUGUAAAGUAAUGGCAGACUUACACUUUAAGUUACAAUGAUGGUGCUAUAUUGGAUUUUCUGUUCUGUGAGUGCAAAGCGGCUGAUUGUAAUUACUGCAGUUUAAAAGCGUCUUGUUCCGUCCCUUUAUA